AUGGGUAUCAACAAUCCUGUUCCUAGAAGUUUGAAGAACGAGACAAAGAAAGCUGCAAAGAUUCUUGCAAGUUUUAUCAAACCAAACCAAAUGCUUGGUGUUGACCAAGUUAUCCCACCAGAUAUCUUACAAAAUGCUAAAGGUUUAGCCAUAAUAACAGUAUUGAAAGCUGGGUUCUUAUUCUCAGGUAGAGCUGGGUCAGGUGUCAUCGUGGCUCGUUUGCCUGAUGGUUCGUGGUCUCCUCCCUCUGCAAUUGUCACUGCUGGUGCUGGUGUGGGUGGUCAAGUUGGUGCUGAAUUGACCGAUUUCGUCUUUAUCUUGAAUACAAAGGAAGCUGUCAAUUCUUUUGCCCAAGCUGGAUCAAUCACAUUGGGUGGUAACAUUUCUGUUGCUGCAGGUCCUUUAGGUAGAAAUGCAGAAGCUGGUGGUACUGCUUCUUUGAAAUCAGUUGCUGCUAUUUUCUCUUAUUCUAAAACUAAAGGUUUAUAUGCCGGUGUCUCAUUGGAAGGUUCAGCCAUUGUGGAGAGAAGAGAAGCAAAUAGAAAAUUCUAUGGUAACAAUUGUAAAGCUAGACAAAUUUUGGCUGGUAGAGUGGAGCCUCCAGCUGCUUGUGAAUCAUUAUUUAGAGUUUUAGAAUCUAAAGCUUUCAACAAGAGAAGAGACUACUAUGAAGAUGAUGAUUACUAUGAUGAUAUUCCAGAUUUCAACUCUGAAUCCUCGGAUUCAUUAGAAAGUGGUAGUAGAAGAUCUUAUCAAAGAGGUGGUGCUUUUGCUAGAACUGGAGGAUCAUCGAGAAGAACAGCAACAAGGUAUUCCGAUGAUGAUUAUUCUGAUGAUGAUGGUGACUAUUAUAACAGAGGAAGCUCGAGACUAGGCGCGAGUGGGAAUGGUUCAAGAUCGAAAACUGCUCAUAAAAGUUCCUCCUGGGAAGAUGAUGUUUAUGAUCGUUACGAUUCUCCAAAAUCAAGAAAUAAGUCAUAUGGUAGCGAUGAUGACAGCAUUGAUGAUUUGAAUCGUCGCUUCCAAAAAUCUCAUUUUGAAUCUAGUUAUUCUGAUAAACCUUCAAGACCAAGAUCUGAAAAACCAAACUUUGGUGGUGCAAGCACGUCCAGAUCUUCUGCUCCUUCUCAACCAAGAGGUUCAAAAGCCAUUGCACUGUUUUCAUUUGAUGGUGAGCAAUCAGGUGAUUUACCGUUUAGAAAAGGGGAUGUGAUUCAAAUAGUGAAGAAAUCAGAUUCAACUGAUGAUUGGUGGACUGGUAGAGUGAAUGGUAAAGAAGGUAUUUUCCCGGCAAAUUAUGUUGAACUAGCUUGA
Molecule: messenger RNA, 1314 nt
Organism: Hansenula anomala
Lineage: Eukaryota; Fungi; Ascomycota; Saccharomycetes; Phaffomycetales; Wickerhamomycetaceae
Gene: YSC84
Product: Ysc84p
Exons: 2
Coding region: 1-1314 (437 amino acids)
Biological process (GO): actin cortical patch localization; actin filament bundle assembly
Cellular component (GO): actin cortical patch
Molecular function (GO): phosphatidylinositol binding; actin filament binding
Source: RefSeq, a predicted model, not a curated record